GUUUUUUCUCCAUUGAUGGCGAUGGAAUUGAAGCACCAAACCCUCCGGUCUCACUGUUUUUAGCAAAUCUUGCAUCUUUCCCACACCUCUCUUCAUGCCCACAAUCAAUAAUCUCGGAAUCACUCGAAAGCUUCAGUCUUUGCCGCCGAUUCUUGGGUUUGGCUGAUACCUCAAUCGUGUUCUCAGCUCCGGAGACCCAACAUGUCCGGCAAGCAGCUCCUAUCGGACGGCAAGAGCUCCGGCAGGGCCCCGGAGAAGUCCAAUUUCGUGCAGACCUGCAAUCUGUUGAGCCAGUUUCUUAAGGGGAGAGUUAGUAUAAGAGAUCUGAGCCAUGGAAUUGGUGUUGCCAAUACAGAAGCUUCAGGAAAAUUUGACAUGUCUCAUGGUACAACUAUGGAUUUCCUGGCCAACAUAGAAAAAUCAAGCCAGGAGGACCAAGAAAUGGCACCCAUAGAUCCUAAUCCUCAGAAUACUGUAGUGGAGGAAGGCACUAAUGCAGCAGCCAGUCUUAGCAAAGAAGCACCAAAAGAGGCUCCUAAGGCAGCCCAGCUGACCAUAUUCUAUUCUGGGAAAGUUAUGGUGUUUGAUGAGUUUCCGGCUGAUAAAGCCCGGGCGGUCAUGCUGUUGGCCAGCAAAGGCAGCCCGCAGAGUGCUCGUGGCCUUUUCCAUACUGCCGGGGUGGAUAAAUUAGACCAACCGUCUGACGGUGCUGCUGUGGUUGCCACUUCCGCCCCCGUGGGUCCUCCUAAGCCGGUGGCUAGUCCUGCUCCACUGCCACCGCCCGUGCCGCCAACACAGCCGCCUGCAGCUGCAUCGGGUGGUUCUGAUUUGCCAAUUGCAAGAAGAUCGUCACUUCAUCGAUUCCUUGAGAAGAGGAAAGAUAGGGCGACUGCUAGAGCACCGUACCAAGUUCACAAUAAUCCAUUGGUUCCAUCAAAGAACGAAGGGCCAUCUUCCAAGAACGAGGCUUCACCAUCCAAGAACGAAGAAUCGUCCUCCAAGAACGAGGCUUCAUCUUCCAAGACCCGAGUUCAAAUCGAUCUCAACUUCAAGCUAUAGAUCAGACGCCAUUAGCUUCCGUCUUGUUCGAGUGCUUUUGUUGGGAUUUACCUUGCCUCUAUCCACUCUCCAGGCAUCCUAACCAACCCUUUCGUUGGCUGACUUUUUCUCUAGUGGAAUAGUGGAUCACUAUAUUUAUGCAUACCUUUUAUAGAAUACUGAUAUGAUUUGUCUUACAGUUCAAACAUGUUAAUAUCCUUAGAUGAGAGAUUUAACGUUGUUAAUUUACCAUCUAUUAUGUUAUAUAUAUUUCUUUUGCACUGUU
Messenger RNA from Ipomoea triloba (trilobed morning glory), 1324 nucleotides. RefSeq names its product protein TIFY 10b-like. NCBI's taxonomy places the organism in Eukaryota, Viridiplantae, Streptophyta, Magnoliopsida, Solanales, Convolvulaceae. The record is from RefSeq and is a predicted model, not a curated record. Bases 202 to 1059 code for a protein of 285 amino acids. Gene Ontology annotation, cellular component: nucleus. The transcript has 5 exons. Gene Ontology annotation, biological process: response to wounding; regulation of jasmonic acid mediated signaling pathway; regulation of defense response.